AAAAGAUAAAGUCAGCCACUCAGCCUCACUCACUCUCCUAAGCGAUUGUGAUCUAAGUUAGCUAAGCCCCAGAAAAGCACCAUCUCAGACUUUGUUAUAUAUAUCAGAAAUUGAAAGGGAGUUUUGCUCGCUUGAACAAUCCUCUUUUAGUUUUACUUUGAUCAUUGCACCUCUACUGCACUUCUCAAAUUUGGAAGCCCAAAAAAAAAUACAGGAAGAAACAAAAAUAUUGCCUUACUUUCCUGUGUUCGAAGCAAAGUUUUAUAACAAGUCGUAAGCAAAAAAUCGAAGCAGACAAGGGUCUUUAGCAAUCCUCCAAGAGUCAAAGGGUACCCAACACGGACCUACUCCUAGAGGUAGCAAAGACGGGAUGCAGCAGCCUAGUUCCCUUGAAGCUGUUGCAGGACAUGAUAGAAUAGCAGAAUCUUUGGUCCACUUAAGAGGGACUACUAACGAGGAAUUCAAGAAGCUCAAAAAAGAAAUUGAUAGCAUAAGGGGGCGUAGUUCAAUGAAGAGGAUUAGUUCCAGUUCUGGUUUGGACAUACUGCAAGAUAAAGUAUCUGACAUGUGGGACGUGGAUGGAACCUUGGAUGGCCUAAAGACUACAAUAGAAACUGCCUAUCAACAGGUGGAAAAAAUGGUUCACUUGUCAAAGGCAUCAUCAGUAUAUGAAUGGCAGCUGGAGCAGGAGUUUAGAGCAAAAAUUGAAGCGCUUGUGAUGAGGAAUUGUAUUUGGAGCGUUGAAGGAAACAUGUCGGAUUGCUUUUAUAGUGCAAAAAAUGUGAACUGGCAUGGAAGGAAGAAGGAGAUAUCAGGUAUACGCGAUGAAUUAGAUGCUAUUUCUAAAUCACUAUCUGUUUGUGACAAUGGACAGCUAUCUUCACAUGGAUCCUUGGAAGUUGAAGAAGAGAGUAGUAGUGGUAAUAAGGGUGCCGGUUCACACCUCAAGGUAUUGAACAAUCUUAAAUCAUCAUCAUCGUUACCAUCAACAAUAACAACAGCAACAACAUCAUCAUCAUCAGCAUCAUCAUCUUCAUCUGUUCGGGAAGAAAAUGGUAUACAUGAUGAGUCAGAAAAAAAUAUGGAAGAAGAUUUGGAUCCUGCCUUGCUUAAGCAUAUGAAGAAAGGAGAAUUGAUAAGCCAUUUUAAGAAUGAGAUUACUAAAUUGAAGAGAAAUCAUGAGUCAAAAAUACUCGUUCUGACUGAGCAGCAUUUCGGCUACAAGAGGGAAUUGCCGAGAGAAAGGAGAUUCUCUUUAACAUUGAAGUCUAAGGAGUUCGAUAUGUUGAGAAAGAGAAUCUCUGAGGUGAUUUCUAAACUAGAUGAAAUUCUUGUAGAAAAGGAGGAAGUAGCUACAUUGCUUCCUCAUACAUUUGGCAGCAAUGAAGAAAGUCCCAGCAGUUUGAAAGAUAGAGUGGAAUCACUCCUCUCAGAAAACCACCAACUCAGAGAUCUGCUUGAAGAUAAGAAUAGAGAAAUUAAGUGCCUUUCACUACACGUUUCUGAAGCUGCAGAGUGCCUGUCACAACACUCUCUGGCUGAGGCAAAGUUAUUGAAAACAGCUGGAAAUCUUAAAGCAGCUAUGGAAGAUGCGUGUAUCGAAUCUUCAAUUGGUGCAGAUUUACUUGCUGGUAUUGUCAGGGAAGUGGUGGAUGAGAUUAAAUGCAUUGCUGAAGAGUCACAGUUGGAGAAUAGUAUUAUGAAUGAAGAUUUGAAUAUGGAGUCCAUCAUCACGCAAGAACUAUGUGGUGUUAUGUUCAAAGAUGAUGAGGAGAAACUCAGUGAGCUGAACAUUAAAUAUAUUGAGGAAUAUGAACUUUGGGUUUUGCAGGAGAUGGACAAACGAGAAAAGGAAAAACAAUUAGAAGUGGAGCUUGCAAACAAAGUGAGCUUACAGAAAGAAGUACAUUUUCUGGUAGAAGAAAAGGAGCAGUUGGCACGAGAUGCAGCAGCUGCAUUGGAAAUCGAAAAAGAAAGAUAUGAAUCAGCUGCUCAAGAGGUUGAAAAUUUAAGGGGUGAGACGAGUCAACAUCAGAAAUUGAUUUCAGAAAGCGUUGAAGAGUCAAAUGCUGCAAAGCGUGAUUUGGCUGAGGCGUUGGAGCAAAAUGAAGAAAAGGAGCAGUUGGCGCGAAAUGCAGCAGCUGCAUUGGCAAUCGAAAAAGAAAGAUAUGAAUUGGCUGCUCAAGAGCUUGAAAAUUUAAGGGGUGAGAUAUGUCAACAUCAGAAAUUGAUUUCAGAAAGCGUUGAAGAGUCUAAUGCUGCAAAGCUUGAUUUGGCUGAGGCGUUGGAGCAAAAUGAAACACACAAGGCAGACAUAUGUAAGUUAGAACAAAAGCUUGAAGCAGCAGUGAAAGUGCUGAGGCAAGUUGAGGAAGAUAGAAGGAGGCUUCUUGAUGUCAACCAAGAGAAGCAGAUUGCUGUAACUUUGUUCGAAGCAAAAGAAAGGGAGCUUCGCGAGCAACUUAAAUCAAUAGCUGUCUAUAUCAGUGGAUUAUUGAAAACGUUCACUUAUUUUGAACGUAGAGUGACACAAGAUAUUUCAGGGAAAUGUUCGAGGUUGAAAAGUUUGACUUCUCAAUCACGUUCGCUUAAACGAAAAGCUGCUGUACUUGUAAGACGAGGAUUGCUGUACAAGUGCAGACUGGAAAAGAAAUGUUCUGACCUUCAGAGAGCUGAAGCUGAGGUCGAUCUUUUGGGGGCUAAGGUGGACACUCAGUUGAAUCUUGUUGAAAAAAUAUACAUUGCCCUUGAUCAUUAUUCACCAAUAUUGCAGCAUUAUCCUGGAAUAACUGAGAUCUUGGAGCUGUUAAGAAGGGAAUUAAGUGCAAAAUUUAGAUCUGUUUGAUCUGCCCUUUGACUUGGGAUAUUGAUUGCCUUAUUCAAAACAACCAAAAUCUAAGGACCCUCUAUCCAGGCACACUAUGAUAGUGACCGUUUAGGUCUACCAAAGUUUCGUUUUCGGUAAUUCACUUGUAUAGUUUCUUUUAGCUUUCGGAGGUUGGCUUUGUCUCCCCUCCCUUGUAUUCUUUUUUAGUUCAAUAAAAUCUGGAACUAAAAAGGCUAUUUGUCUUUGCUUAGUUCUCUAGUUCCAACCAAAAAAAAAAGGAAAUGCUUGAAAGAUAUUAAAUUUGGUCUGAAAUAUAUUAUUGUAUUGAUUAUGUGAUUAUAUUGUGAUAAUACAAUUAUAUAGGAGCAAACGAAUUGUUUUUUAGGAAAAGAAUAUUCUACUCUAGACAAUUAUAUUCUAGAGAUAGAAACAAUAU
This is a messenger RNA of Rosa rugosa (rugosa rose), 3263 nucleotides long. RefSeq names its product WPP domain-associated protein-like. The record is from RefSeq and is a predicted model, not a curated record. Bases 371 to 2845 code for a protein of 824 amino acids. NCBI's taxonomy places the organism in Eukaryota, Viridiplantae, Streptophyta, Magnoliopsida, Rosales, Rosaceae. The transcript has 6 exons.